CCCUUCCCAGAUCACAGACAUCCCCACAGCAUCAACCAAAGCCAGAGGAUUUCCUUCUCCCCCAACAAAUCCCUAAACCCCUCCUCCUCGAUCCCCACCGCCUCCCCACCCAUGGCCUCGGCGAACCCGCGCGUGUUCUUCGACAUGACCAUCGGCGACGCCCCGGCGGGUCGCAUCGUGAUGGAGCUGUACGCGCACGAGGUGCCCAAGACGGCGGAGAACUUCCGGGCGCUGUGCACGGGGGAGAAGGGCGUGGGGAAGAAGGGCAAGCCGCUCCACUACAAGGGCUCCACGUUCCACCGCGUCAUCCCCGACUUCAUGUGCCAGGGCGGCGACUUCACCGACGGCAACGGCACCGGCGGCGAGUCCAUCUACGGCGCCAAGUUCGCCGACGAGAAGUUCGUGCGCAAGCACACGGGACCCGGGGUGCUCUCCAUGGCCAACGCCGGGCCCAACACCAACGGCUCCCAGUUCUUCAUCUGCACCGUGCCCUGCCCCUGGCUCGACGGCAAGCACGUCGUCUUCGGGCAGGUCGUCGAUGGCCUCGACGUCGUCAAGGCCAUCGAGAAGGUCGGGUCACGCAGCGGCACCACCGCCAAGGCCGUCAAGAUCGCAGACUGCGGCCAGCUCGUCUAGAUCUGCUGCUGCUGCUGCUGCUGCCGCCCUCCAUCCCCCGUCGUCGAGUCCUGUAUUGAUUGUAUCCCUCCGUCCCCCCUCCUCCCAUCCGCUCCCGCUUCGCGAUGAAUAAGAUGACGGUGAUCUCUGAAUCGCGUCGUGUCGAGUCGUUAAUCGUGUGCUGUGCUGGUGGUGUGUGUCUAGGGUUUUAUUAGGUGGUGGAUCUGCGAAUCCAAUGGGUGAUGGGAUGGUGUCUCCGCCUAAUUUCUGCUCGUUAUUACUACUAUGUGGUAUGCUGAUGAAUUGAUGAUGAUGCUACGAGAACUGAAUGAAAUUUGGCCUCGAAUUUGCUUGGCAAUUUCUUGUCUGUUAUCAA
Messenger RNA from Setaria italica (foxtail millet), 991 nucleotides. Its product is annotated as peptidyl-prolyl cis-trans isomerase. Lineage: Eukaryota; Viridiplantae; Streptophyta; Magnoliopsida; Poales; Poaceae. The coding region runs from base 112 to 636 and encodes 174 amino acids. Gene Ontology annotation, biological process: protein peptidyl-prolyl isomerization; protein folding. The record is from RefSeq and is a predicted model, not a curated record. The transcript has a single exon. Gene Ontology annotation, molecular function: peptidyl-prolyl cis-trans isomerase activity.